GGGUCGGUUUGUGUGUGUCUGUGUCACCAUCCAUCAGCCACCCGAAUCCCCCUAAUGCCACACGAUUACUAUAUCUGCUGGUUUCAUUCUUAUCAAAUUCUUCUCAAUUUCAACAAGAAGUUGCUUUAAUUGAACAUAUCACUGCAGAAAUUAGGGUUUUGUAAGCAAGAUGAUGUGGAAAAAUCACUCAAAUUAGAAGAGGAUUUAGUUGAUUAGAGUGUUAUGGCGGUUGAGUAUAGAUGGGGGGAGACAGAGUUCUUUAUUCACAUUGGGAUAGUAGUGUUGCUGGUUUUGUUUGCUGGGUUGAUGUCUGGUCUUACUCUAGGGCUUAUGUCUUUGAGUCUUGUUGAUCUUGAAGUUCUUGCCAAAUCUGGGACUCCCAAAGAUCGUAAAUACGCAGAGAAGAUAUUACCUGUGGUCAAAAGACAGCAUCUAUUACUUUGCACACUUCUUAUAUGCAAUGCAGCUGCAAUGGAGGCUCUCCCAAUUUUCCUAGAUAGCCUAGUCACAGCUUGGGGUGCCAUUCUUAUUUCCGUUACAUUAAUACUUCUGUUCGGUGAGAUCAUACCGCAAUCUGUUUGUACUCGAUAUGGACUCGCGAUCGGUGCAACUGUGUCUCCAUUUGUGCGCGUUCUUGUUUGUGUUUGUUUUCCUGUUGCAUAUCCUAUAAGCAAGUUACUAGACUAUCUGCUCGGCCAUGAACAUGUUGCUCUGUUCCGCAGAGCUGAGUUGAAAACACUUGUUAAUUUUCAUGGUAACGAGGCUGGAAAAGGUGGAGAACUGACACAUGAUGAGACAACAAUAAUAGCAGGAGCACUUGAACUCACAGAAAAAACAGCCAGUGAUGCCAUGACUCCUAUAUCGGAAACUUUCACGGUCGAUAUUAAUGCCAAACUUGACAGGGAUUUAAUGAAUAUUAUUUUGGAGAAAGGGCAUAGCAGGAUACCUGUCUAUUACGAGCAACCCACAAAUAUAAUUGGACUUAUUCUGGUGAAAAAUCUGUUAACCAUCCAUGCAGAUGAGGAGGUCCCCGUCAAGAACGUCACAAUUCGUCGGAUUCCUAAGGUUGCGGAAUCUCUUCCAUUAUAUGACAUUUUGAACGAAUUUCAAAAAGGUCACAGUCACAUGGCUGUGGUGGUGAGACAAUGUAUUAAUACGAAAACAGAGCAGCCUGUCACCAAGAGUCCAUUAUCAGAGAAUGGAGUGAAGGAAGUGCGUGUAGACGUUGAUGGAGAUCAAAAAACUCCACUGGAAAAGAGUUUAAAGUCAAAGAGAUCAUUUAAGCAGUGGAAAAGUUUCCCAGGCAAAGGAAACAAUUCUUUCAAAGGAAACUUCAGUAGUAAAAAAUGGAAUAAGGAAAUGUAUUCCGACAUCUUAGAAAUAGACGGAAAGCCACUUCCAGUCCACGAUGAAGAAGCAGUUGGUGUAAUAACAAUGGAAGACGUAAUCGAAGAACUGUUGCAGGAGGAAAUUUUCGAUGAGACGGAUCACCAUUUUGAUGAUUUAUGACAAAGGCUGGUUUGGACCUGAAUCUAGUGCCUUCUGGAUGAUGGUGAAGAUAUGUUGUUAGUGUUUGGUAAUAUAAAUUCUAGUAUUCAGUCCUUUUAUUUAUAAAAGUAUGUAGUGAAUAACUGAAUGUUCAGAUGUUACUGUAUAUGUUCAAUGAAGGCUGUCGUUAGUUAUAAUGGGGUCUCUUUAUUUAAA
Messenger RNA from Helianthus annuus (common sunflower), 1704 nucleotides. Its product is annotated as DUF21 domain-containing protein At4g33700. The record is from RefSeq and is a predicted model, not a curated record. NCBI's taxonomy places the organism in Eukaryota, Viridiplantae, Streptophyta, Magnoliopsida, Asterales, Asteraceae. Gene Ontology annotation, cellular component: intracellular membrane-bounded organelle. The transcript has 11 exons. The coding region runs from base 223 to 1509 and encodes 428 amino acids. Gene Ontology annotation, biological process: magnesium ion homeostasis.